GAUAAAACGUGAGUUUCAUGAGCCAAUCAUAUUUCGGAAAACAAAAUCAGAAUCCUCUCUCUUUCUCAUUCCCCAAUCCCAUCCGCCAAUCCUGCAUUUCAAUAUCAUAAGUUAGUCACUCCAAAUUUCCCACUUUUUCCACCCAACACGAAGCUUUAAUUGACCCGACCCAUCAACUCUCAUUUUCUGCCUAUAAUUUCGUACCCAUUAAACAAAGUCCCCUUACCCUGAAGCCUUUCCAUUUUUUUUUCUGGGGAAAAAUACCCAUUUAAGUUCACGCUCUGCUUCUCUCUUUAAUUUGGGUUUUUGGUUCGUGAACUUUCAGUCUUUUAUCAGAACCAUGGCGGUUUCUUCGACUCUUUUCGGGGCUAAAUGGGAGCGUUUGUUGGUCAAUUCUUUCUCAUCGCCGUCGGCUUCUUUGCGGGCUUAUUCUCUUUCUCAGCAUCAAAUGAAUGUCUUUUCCAAGCCUAAUCGUGGAAGGAAGGGCAUGGGUCAGAGGAUUGGUGGAGUGAGACGUGAAGUUGCUCAAUCCGACGUCAUUAACGAAGGCGGAAAAAUCGAUCCUUCCAAGGCUUCGGCGAUCUCCGCUAUUGAACAGCUCAAGACUUCCGCAGCUGACAGAUAUACAAAGGAAAGGAGCAGCAUUGUGGUCAUAGGGCUUAGCAUUCACACUGCACCUGUGGAGAUGCGUGAGAAACUUGCCAUUCCGGAAGCAGAAUGGCCACGAGCCAUUGGGGAAUUAUGUGGUUUGAAUCAUAUCGAAGAGGCUGCUGUUCUUAGCACCUGCAACAGGAUGGAAAUAUAUGUUGUGGCUCUAUCACAGCAUCGUGGUGUCAAAGAAGUAACUGAAUGGAUGUCAAAGACUAGCGGUAUCCCAGUUUCAGAGAUUUGUGAGCACCGGUUUUUGUUGUACAACAAGGAUGCUACACAGCACCUCUUUGAAGUAUCUGCUGGUCUUGACUCUCUUGUUCUUGGAGAAGGUCAAAUUCUUGCGCAAGUUAAACAAGUUGUCAAAGUUGGGCAAGGUAUUGUUGGCUUCGGAAGGAACGUUAGUGGGCUGUUCAAACAUGCAAUUACUGUUGGGAAACGGGUCAGAACAGAGACUAACAUUGCUGCUGGGGCUGUUUCUGUCAGCUCUGCUGCUGUUGAACUGGCUUUUCUGAAGCUGCCCGAGUCCUCACAUGCUACGGCUCGAAUGUUGGUUAUUGGAGCAGGAAAGAUGGGAAAGCUUGUGAUCAAGCACUUGGUGGCAAAAGGUUGCACCAAAAUGGUUGUUGUUAACAGAAGCGAGGAGAAAGUCGCAGCAAUCCGUGAGGAGAUGAAAGGUGUUGAGAUUAUUUACAGACCCCUUACAGACAUGCUCGCUUGUUCAGCUGAAGCUGAUGUGGUCUUCACUAGUACUGCAUCAGAAACCCCAUUGUUUUUUAAAGAACAUGUCAAGGACCUCCCGACUGUCAGUUCUGAAGUUGGGGGUUUAAGGCUCUUUGUUGAUAUCUCUGUUCCACGAAAUGUGGGAUCAUGUGUCUCAGAGGUUGAAGGCACACGACUGUACAAUGUCGAUGACCUGAAGGAGGUUGUAGCUGCCAAUAAAGAGGACCGACUACGAAAAGCAAUGGAAGCUCAGGCCAUUAUUGCUGAGGAAUCAAAACAGUUUGAAGCAUGGAGGGAUUCACUGGAAACUGUUCCAACCAUCAAGAAGUUGAGAGCCUAUGCAGAGAGAAUUCGAGCUUCAGAGUUAGAGAAAUGCUUAUCGAAGAUGGGUGAAGAUAUCCCGAAGAAGACAAGGAAGGCAGUGGAUGAUCUCAGCCGGGGAAUUGUGAAUAAACUUCUCCAUGGUCCAAUGCAGCACCUGAGAUGUGAUGGUAGUGACAGUCGAACUCUGAGUGAGACCCUCGAGAACAUGCAUGCACUUAACAGAAUGUUCGGCCUGGAGACAGAUAUAUCUCUUUUGGAACAAAAAAUUCGAGCCAAGGUGGAACAAAACCAAAAGUAAGUGUAAAAUAUAGAAUCUCUCACUUCGCAAUCAAUUACACUUCCUCACGGUCGAUUUGAGGUUCUUAUGAGUUGGGGGUAUCUUUCAAUUCAUAAUUUUGUGUAAUUUAGACUCUUGUGCAAUCUCAUUUGGCUUCACACUCUUACAACAUGCUUGUUGGUGCUCUUUCGGCUUUGUCGUGUGCAGUAUGAAGUGAGCUUGAAGCGUCUAUCAUUCAUCUGUAGAAUGUACGAUAUCUAUUUGAACAACAUCAUUGUAAUUAACUCACUACUUAUUUUAAUAUAGAGCUGGAAUUUUCUGUGA
Molecule: messenger RNA, 2296 nt
Organism: Hibiscus syriacus
Lineage: Eukaryota; Viridiplantae; Streptophyta; Magnoliopsida; Malvales; Malvaceae
Product: glutamyl-tRNA reductase 1, chloroplastic-like
Exons: 3
Coding region: 341-1993 (550 amino acids)
Biological process (GO): tetrapyrrole biosynthetic process
Molecular function (GO): NADP binding; glutamyl-tRNA reductase (NADP+) activity
Source: RefSeq, a predicted model, not a curated record